Messenger RNA from Procambarus clarkii (red swamp crayfish), 3491 nucleotides. RefSeq names its product acidic fibroblast growth factor intracellular-binding protein (gene Fibp). The record is from RefSeq and is a predicted model, not a curated record. NCBI's taxonomy places the organism in Eukaryota, Metazoa, Arthropoda, Malacostraca, Decapoda, Cambaridae. Gene Ontology annotation, cellular component: nucleus.
UUGUGUACGACACGACCAGCCGUGUGUGUGUGGUGGUGGAGGCGGGUCAACACGGGUCAUCAGCCGCUCCUCUGGCUCGGGUCAUGAUGCCUGAAGUGGAUAUAUUUGUGGGGAACUACACCAUAAUUGACCAGGAUGUGUUUGAACUGUGGGUGCAGGGCUACUCGGUUGUAGAAACUGUGUCGGUGCUGCAGCAGCGGGGUGAGCUGGAGACAUGGGGUGCUACUCUGGAACUGUUGACAUCUGACACGGCCGACCACUACCGCACCUUUGGCAUGCUGGAGAAGCUCUUACUCACACCCACAAAACUAGCUGAGGAAUGGACAUUUCAAUUGGAACCAGCAGUCCAGAAGAUGGUCAUUCAAAAGUAUUACGAGUUUGAUGAUAUAGUAAUUCGGGAGAUUCUUGGUAAGAAGCUCUCUGGAAGAACACGGAAAGAUCUGGAUGACGUUGCUGAAAAGACCGGUGUUCUUCUACGGUCAUGCAGGAGACAAUUUGAUAAUGUAAAGCGGAUCUUCAAACAAGUGGAUGAGAUGACUGGCUCUGUUGUCACCAACAUUCAGUCGGUGUUUCUCCUACCGACUCGUCUUGCUAAAAAGUAUGCAGCUAUUGUCUUCAUUAUUAACAACCGUUUUGAAACAAGCAAACGCAAACUGAAUUAUCUCACCUUUGAAGAUUUCUCGAUAUGUGCAUCACUGAUGAUGUCCACUUGGACGACUGCUGGCCCUCUUGUUUCUGGCAAUAACCAUGCACCAGAUGGAAGAGAUGACACCGAUUUUGAUCGAGAUUUUCUUAUUGAACUGAGGGACUUCAAGCUUUUAUUGGACCGUGAGAAAGAGCAUCGAAAUGUGACCUUAAGUCAUCUUCGGGGGAAAAUUCCUGACCGUAUGUGUUCAGAAGUUGAAAAUAACUUCAAGGUAUAUUCACGAGGCAUCAUCAACAUUGGCUGUGCCCUUAACAACUCCCGAGAUAUGCGGGAUUUCUUUGUUGACGCUGUGGAGAGAGUGGUAGAUCCUUGUCGGCAGGCACGGUGGAAAGGGACGGAGCUAGAAAUUUUCCUCCAGGUGUAUACAGACGCUGGCAGUGCACUUGACAUUAUGGGCAGUAACAAUUCUCUACGCAUAACAUGGGAAAGAUACAUGAACACCAUGCGUGGAUGCAUAUGUCAGCUGUAUCACUCAUGACGUCACGCCCCGCCACUCCGGCUCACACGCACAGCAACUGUACAAGAAAAAGUGCCGUCUGACUGACCAUUACUGUUUAAAGGUCGCCGGCAUGCAAGUUUAGACUAGUCACAGAUCUGAAACUGGCCUCCGACCACAAGUGUAAUCUCGUAGUGUGGCCUCCUCGAGAGGAUCUGGUUAGUAUAUGAAGUCACUUUUUCUAUUACUCAUCAGAUAGUAACAUAUAUAAGCAGAAGUAAAUCAUUAUUUUUUAUAUUAUGCUAUAAAGUUAAUUAAAACUGUAUGGAAAUCCUGGUACAAGAAAGUAAGCAGCAUGGAAUAUUACAUUAUGAUGAAAAUGGGUAAUUAUUAUAUUAACUAUCAUAAUGAUAAUACAUUCGUGUGUUGUAUAAAAUCAUACAUUACAGUUGUCAUGAAAGUUUUUAUUAUAAGCAAUAUUGUUGCUAAGAGGAUGUGGCGGAAAUAUUCCUGGACAUUAGAGCUUUGCAGCAUCAUACAUUUAGACGUAUGUAAGUAAUACUCAACUUUAUAGUUAUGGAUGAAAAGUACUCUGAGGAAAAUAUAUGUUUGAAUACAGUGAUUACAAUAGAUUCCAUGGUUCAGUAAACCAUAUGUUAUGAUAAUGCACAGUGCUGCAGUGAUUUAUAUGCAGUACAAGGUGUGUGUGUACAGUACUUGUAUAUAUAUACACUGGUAUAUUAUAUAAUUAUAAUAUGGUUAAAAGUGUUUGUGCUGCCAGGGAUGAGGUGAAGGUCCUCAACAAUCUCCUAUGGGUUUAUUGCCCCAUUAGUAAGUUGUAAUGUUUCAAUGAUGACUGGGACAGUAUAUUGUAUGUUUCAUUGUGGUCUUGAAGUGGUAGUGUAAUUUGAUAGUUUGUUUGACAUAAAAUGGCUCACCAGUGUCCAGACAUGAUUUGUUAACUUGUUAAUUAUUUUGGUGGUGUUUAUGUGGUUGUGUAAAUAGUAUGUUCCUUGAUAGGACUUGGGUAUGUGAAGAUGUAGCUAGAGCAACACAAAGGAUCGGAAGCAUGUCUUCCUAACCUGGCCUUUCUUUGCUCUAGCACUUUUUAUCCUCAAUUUAUUUUACUUUCAUAGUUCUGGUAAAUCCUCCGACAUCAGUCCACAUUCAGCUUUCUUCUCUCACAUGCAUCAACAACAAAAAAAAAAUACAGUAUGUAAAUUACAUUAUAACAGGUAAAGUGCUCUUGGGGGGCCUUUAUCAAAGGAGCUAAGAGGGUUGAAAGUACUUGGUGCCUCUCUCAUUUUUCACAUGUAUAUAUAAUUUUGUUUCAAACUACAAUUUAUUUAAUCAUAAGAUUUGAAAGAAAGCCCUUGUAGCUUUCCACUAGCUGGGCGUUUGCUAAUUACUCCUCGGAGACCAACUCCUCACCACAAUUCACUUUCAUGCAUGUUUUCUUCAAACACAUUACCGUAUAGCCCAACCGAGGUAUGAACUGAGUUGAUAAGGGUCCAGAACAGUCUCAAACAUCAUCACUACUUUCAUUUUAUGCAUGGCUUUGGUUGUUUCAUCCAUGUUAUUUUGACUUGUUCACACAUGCAGAGAAUAUAUACAGUUUGGGAAGGGGUAUAAAAAAUAAUACAUAUAUAUACUGUAAACAAAAAUUCAAAUUCAGUUAUCCUAUUUAUUGUUACAUGUGAAACAAAUUUCCUAUUGUACAUAGUGUAAAAAUCUAUUGUAAAAUAAUAUGUAAAGAAAUAAUUCUUAUGUGACCCAUUUGAAUGACUUGAUCUUGUCUUACAAAAAAGGACUGUAAUGGUAUGGUUUGUUGUUUUGCAAUUUUUAAAUUUGUUACUUUUAUCUAGGUAGAGCAGUGUAUAUAGAUCAAAUGUAGCCCAUUCUGGUGACGAGACAUGUAUUCACACACUGCAGAAACCUACGCGACAGGCAUGGUCCUCGGUUAGUAUUGCAAGGCAAACAUUUCCAGUGUUUAUAUUUUCUCUACAUAGCAUUUAGCUCUUGUAUUCCAAGCAGACAAAUCUAAAUCUAUUUAGUAGGACGAGUUUAUAUAUGUAUAACAAAUACUGUCUGCAUUAGAUUUUCUGAAUCCUGUGAAGUGUUUGGGACUUUAUUUUAAAAAAGCUUUCAUUAGAGUAAUGGUGUAUGAAAUCUUUCCAACAGUGCUAAAGUAGUUUGCAUUGCAGAACAUUGUUAGAAAAUAAAUUGACAUACAGUACAUCAUUAAUAUUGCAAAUGACUUACAGCUAAUCAAAAUUGAGUUGAUGGGCUUUGGUAACAUUUUAAUCUCUCUACAGUUUAUGGUCAAUAUUAAAAACUGUAUAGUAUAUA